AUGCCUGGUCUGGAAUGGCUGGGCCUCUCGGAGCAGAAAGUAAGCGAAACAGCCAAGAACGUCGCAUUGUCAAAACAACUAGCUGUCAUUAUCGAAGCUGCUGAAGAGGCUUUGAAAAAUGCAGGCAAAUCAAAUGUGUUGGGAAAACAGCAGCAGGUUUUGGAGUAUAUAAACAAGAAACAAAUGUUUCAGGGAACAUUACUGUAUCAACUGGGAACCAAAAUUAAACCGCAGUGUGCAAAACAUAUCCCAUUAUUGGUUAACUAUAUUAUUUCUGAUGGAAUCAGGACCGAAGCUCAGGCAAGUGAUCUCACGGCAAGCUUGGACUAUCUCCUUGCAAAUGCUGUUCACGAUUUUGAAAUAGCUGAGCUUGAAAAAGCUUGCGGCGUUGGUGUUUUAGUGUCUGCUGAUGAGAUAGAAGACGCAGUCACCAAGGUAUUCAAGAAGUAUAACGAGCAAUUAAUAGCUGAACGGUAUGCAUUCAAUGUAGGAAAACUGUUAGGAGAAAUCCGUUCGAUGUUACCUUGGGCCGAUGGAGGUUAUGUAAAAAAGGAAGUAGACCUUCGUAUUCUCGAACUCCUCGGUCCUAAAACAAUUGACGAAUUAAUACCGAAGAAAAAGGUGCGGAAAGAGGAAAAACCCAGCAAGAAAGGUGCGACUAUAAAGAGCGACCACCCAGAGGAAAGUGUCGCUCUGGCGCAGAAUGGUUUAAUUGAAGAGAGUAAUGGUGCUGCGACGAUCGAAGAGCUCAUGCGCACUCGAGCAAAUUUUCACAAGGUUGGUGAAAAUUACACCACUGAUGGAUACAUCACCACUCCGCAUACGAAGGAGCUGCUAAGGAAACAUUUUGAAGCUACCGGAGGAAAAGUCAUCACACGGUUUCCACCAGAACCGAAUGGGGUUUUGCACAUUGGACAUGCGAAGGCUAUUAAUAUCAAUUUUGGAUAUGCUAAGGUAAUCGUUGCCCCCAACUUUUUUUGGCGAAAGGCUUUCUUUUUCGAUCAGUUAGCAGAGACAGUUGUUUUAAGGCAUACGGAGGAAUGUGUAACUUGA
Molecule: messenger RNA, 1053 nt
Organism: Haemonchus placei
Lineage: Eukaryota; Metazoa; Nematoda; Chromadorea; Rhabditida; Trichostrongylidae
Source: the annotation of a GenBank genome assembly